AUGUCUACUGCCGAGCAAGAGCCCAUGAAGCGGUCAGCGAAGCCAAUCUCAUCCGAAGACAAGACGCCGCUUCCACCGAAGCAGUCGAAGUCAGUGACCACUGUUGCAGUCUACCCAUUCUGUCCUGAAGGACGAUCUUAUCGUCCACGUCAACAUCCAGCACUUAUUCAAUCUGGAAGCAAGUCCCCGCUACGUCGCCCCUAUCGGGACCGGACUCCAUUCGAACUUAUUUCUGAGCUCGCUAAGGGCAACUUUAAUUCCGAUUCUGCUUCCUACGAGGACGACGACGCUUUAGAAGAUCAUAGCGUCCCUCCAUCGCAACGUCUCUCAUUACGAAUCGCGCAGUCGUUAACGCUCGCUGCCAACUACGAUCACACGUUCAGUGUUGAGCAGCUAGCAGCUCGCGAUUUCGUCAUGAUUGACGCAUUCCUUCGUCACAACACCUACGAUGGAUUCCGUGAUGCUAUCGCAGAAGCCACAUAUACUCCCACACCAGCGGAUCUGAAUUAUCCGCCUGUGAAGAAGUACACUGUCUACUUACUCGUGCAGGCGUACAAAGCCCUACAUACGGCUAUUCAGAAAUCGAAGUCACUCAUUACGGAUCUCUCCACGCACUCGGAAUAUUGGAAGUCUGAGGAGAAACUAGCCGAACUGUAUGAAGAUCUACUUGCGCUCCUCUACAAUAUUCAGACCCAUCGCAACACUCUGUCUGAUCUAAUUAUUCAGCACGUGCUGAUCCCGAUCGAGGACAAUAAGGAAUUCGUUGAUAUUCUGGCUCACUAUAACAUCACCAUCAACUAUAUCAAGCUGAUCUGCGCAACUGCCACAGCAGAGACAGCCACCGGAUUCCUUACGUUAAAGAAGAUUAAUUCCGCUAUUGCACGACUCCACAACAUCACACUUGAGUCGUCACUACCAGCUGAGUCAAUCGACCACAACGAUAUUCCGACUGUCGAGGGCAUGCGCGCAGUUACUGGAGGUCCUGUGCCUAUUUCACCUACUCCACUGGAGCCCGAAACGAAGUCUAUUCCUAAACCUGCUCCAGCUAGCACCUCCACGCAACUGCAUAUUCGGUCAUCUACUUCUGUUACGACUACGGCGCACUCAUCUACUCCACAACACGUAACCGUUUCGGUUGCGCCUAACGAUUCACUGUCUGCCUCAGUAUGCUCUUCUUCUCAGGACCGUAGAUCAACAAGGACAGUUCGCACAGUACGCGCAGUUGCAGUUAGCCGUUCACCAUCAGCGCACUCGGACAAGCGCAAGCAGAAGCCAGCGAAGGAGUCUCCAUCUCCCAGCUCUUCGUGCAAGCAGUCACCUCGGAGACAAGAGAAGCAGCCUACUCCCGAUCUGGUCUGUCACUUCUGCAAGGCCACUGGCGCACACUUUAGCGCAGGUUGCCCCAACAUCAAGAGUCUGUCAGAUCGCGCCAUCACCGCAGUCUCUGAUGGCAAAUGUCUGCAUUGUCUGAAAAAGCACUCGCCCCGAUACUGCAGACGAGAUACUCCAUGUCUUAGCCGUUCACCGUCAGCGCAUUCGGACAAGCGCAAGCAGAAGCCAGCGAAGAAGUCACCAUCUCCCAGCUCUUCGCGCAAGCAGUCACAAGAGAAGCAGCCUACUCCCGAUCUGGUCUGUCACUUCUGCAAGGCCACCGGCGCACACUUCAGCGCAGGCUGCCCCAACAUCAAGAGUCUGUCGGAUCGUGCCAUCACCGCAGUCUCUGAUGGCAAAUGUCUGUAUUGUCUGAAAGCGCACUCGCCCGGAUACUGCAAACGGGAUAUUCCGUGUCGUCUCUGCGAUUCUACUGAACACCAUCCGGCACUGUGCCCCUACAGUCACUACAUAGUUCGCGACAUCGGUCCCGAUGUCGAUAAGUUCUUCUCAGCUAUGUACGUGAUCUACGAGAACUACCAUCGCCAUCAUUAA
Messenger RNA from Ostertagia ostertagi, 1926 nucleotides. The record is from the annotation of a GenBank genome assembly. Lineage: Eukaryota; Metazoa; Nematoda; Chromadorea; Rhabditida; Trichostrongylidae.